AUGGGAGGCUCAAAGAACACUCCAGAAGAUGUCACUGAGGUGAAGAAGUGUCUUCAUCACGUCCUGGAGUCAAGGAAGCAGCUUAAAGAACUUGAGAACAAAUUGAAGGAGACGAUUACGGUUACAACUAAAAUGUUGAGUUCUUUGGACGCCGUGGGAAAUGGAUUCGUUAACACAACGAGGGCAAUGACGCAGCAGCUGGAGGGCCAGCCGUGCAGUGCCACCAGUCAUCGCUCAUCCGUGCCUGUGGGCACUUUGCAUGGCGCAACAAAACUGAUGUCGACCAUGCUGCGUGAACUGCGGGAGGGUGCCACGAUUGCCAACUACAAGGACAAAUUGCAAAAGAGCAUUUUUGACAAGCUGGACACAUUGCGUUGGUCAACGAAGAAGGUCUUGGAUGCUGGGAAUGAGUCGCAUGCACUUCUGGUCAAGUACCAUAAGAAGGAAGGGGCUGUCAAUGCAAAGGAGCAGAAGUACAAAAAGAAAGGCAGAGACCUCAGCACGAGUAAACGGUACACGAAGCAGGUAACAGAACGCGACAAGGCAAAGAGAAUGGCGGAAUUGAAGACAUCAUACUUUAAGGAUAUGUACGACAUUCACGUGGCAAGUAUGGAUCAAAACGAAGGAGAGUUUUUUGACUGUUUUAUUGACGCUAACUGCCAUUUGGUGCGGAAACUGCACGACACCCUUAGCAGCGUGGGUUCGUGUGCUCUGCGUGAGUACCCGCUUCUGGCAAGCGUCCUGGUGAGAUCCGCCAGUCACGAGAUGCCGCCGCUAGUGAGCGACGACUCCCCCGUGACGAGGACCUCGCGAAUGAAAAUGGGGAGCGGUAAUGGGCAUGUGAGGGCGGAACACGACACGGCACAGAAGCCGGGCGUUGAGGCAAACCCAUCCGAUGGGUUGCAUGCAGAAGGCAGCCCGUAUCUCAUCAGCCACGCCGACAUCGACUCAAGCCCCUCGCGGCCCAGCGGCGUGCUUCAGGAGCCAUUAACGCAGCUUCGCCCACCCACGGCGCGGGAUGCACCGGAUGAGCCGGUUCAUUUCGAAGAUGCGUUGAAAGCCACACCAGCCGAUAUACAGGAUCACCACAUGUAA
Messenger RNA from Trypanosoma cruzi, 1095 nucleotides. RefSeq lists its product as uncharacterized. The record is from RefSeq and is a predicted model, not a curated record. Lineage: Eukaryota; Euglenozoa; Kinetoplastea; Trypanosomatida; Trypanosomatidae. Bases 1 to 1095 code for a protein of 364 amino acids. The transcript has a single exon.